Molecule: messenger RNA, 2041 nt
Organism: Sapajus apella (tufted capuchin)
Lineage: Eukaryota; Metazoa; Chordata; Mammalia; Primates; Cebidae
Gene: VSIG2
Product: V-set and immunoglobulin domain containing 2
Exons: 6
Coding region: 887-1981 (364 amino acids)
Source: RefSeq, a predicted model, not a curated record
CCCCACAGGAUGAGAGCAGCUCUUCUGGUGUUUAGAAGGGUCCUUGUUUGUCCCAUGGAGAAAGGGAGGAGACCCUAAGCUGCUCUAAGCAGCAGGGGGAUGUAGUACGCUUUGGAGCAGGAGCUUGAGGGGUAUGCGUGCCUCACCUGCUUCCUCUUCAGGGACAGGGCAGAGAAAGCUCACUUGGGCUCCUCUCCCAGACCACAGCAUCCUUAACAAAGAUACCUUCUUGCCCAUCUGGAAGAGAUACCCCUUGUUACUGAGGGAGAGCUGGGCAUAGUAUGGGGUGCAGGUCUGUGUCCAAAUUUUGCCAUGUUUCCUGCCAAGGGUGGGGUCUCCUUUAGGUUUCAGUUUCUCUGCCCCUAAAAUGGAGUGGCUCUGGGAAUGGAGAGAAGCUCAUUUCUACCGAGACUCCUACCAUCCCCAGUGGUGAAAUGAAAAGUGGCGUGGACAGAAAGGGUCUGUGGCCUGGGGCUCACAGUCACAGUGAGGUCUGAGGUGGGGACGCCACUUGCCAGCUCUGGGGUAUCAGGACAACUCCGUCUUCCCAAGUCAGCUUUCCUUCCGGAGCUCCAGUGCCAAGCCUGUCUCCGCAGAAGGCCCAGCCCUUUUCCCAAGGCCUGACGCCUUCAGACCUUGGGGAGAAGAGGAAGGAAGGAGGGAGCAGGGAUAGAGGGACUGCAGAAUUGUGGCUGGAAGGGAGGAGGGAGGAGCACUUUUUUUUUUAACCUGUGGUGCUGGCCUCUCCCCUGUUUGCUCUGAGAUACCAGUCUCGCUCCUGCCCAGUCCAGGCGGCUACCCUUGGGUGCUCCCUUCCUUCCCCGACACCCCAGACUGACCUCGACCAACCGCUCACCUGGCAGGAGCAGGACAGCUGGACACGGCCAUGGCCGGGCUCCCGGGGCCCUUUCUCUGCGGGACCCUGCUAGGCUAUCUGUGCCUGAGUGGGCUGGCAGUGGAGGUGAAGGUACCCACUGAGCCGCUGAGCAUGCCGGUGGGGAAGACAGCCGAGCUGACCUGCACCUACAGCACGUCCGUGGGAGACGGCUUCGCCCUGGAGUGGAGCUUUGUGCAGCCUGGGAAGCCCAUCUCCGACUCCCAUCCAAUCCUGUACUUCACCAAUGGCCAUCUGUAUCCAACUGGUUCUAAGUCGAAGAGGGUCAGCCUGCUUCAGAACCCCCCCACAAGGGGGGUGGCCACGCUGAAACUGACUGACAUCCACCCCUCAGAUACUGGAACCUACCUCUGCCAAGUCAACAACCCACCAGAUUUCUACACCAAUGGGUUGGGGCUAAUCAAUCUUACUGUGCUGGUUCCCCCCAGUAAUCCUUCAUGCAGUCAGAAUGGGCAAACCUCUGUGGGAGGCUCUGCUGCACUGAGAUGCAGCUCUUCCGAGGGGGCUCCCAGGCCAGUAUACAACUGGGUGCGUCUUGGAUCUUCUCCUACACCUUCUCCUGGCAGCAUGGUUCAAGAUGAGGUGUCUGGCCAGCUCAUUCUCACCAACCUCUCCCUGACCUCCUCGGGCACCUACCGCUGUGUGGCCACCAACCAGAUGGGCAGUGCAUCCUGUGAGCUGACCCUCUCUGUGACCGGUAGGGAUGCUGGGUGGAGGCCAGGCCAGCAGGCUUGUGUUGGGAGGCUGCAUGAAGUGGUCUGCUGGUGGGCCAAGGAAUGUCUGCAACUCUCUUGGUCCUGUGUCUCCUUAGAACCCUCACAAGGCCGAGUGGCCGGGGCUCUAAUUGGGGUGCUCCUGGGUGUGCUGUUGCUGUCAGUUACUGCGUUCUGCCUGAUCAAGUUCCAGAAAGAGAGGGGGAAGAAUCCCAAGGAGACAUAUGAGGGUAGUGACCUUCGGGAGGAUGCGGUCGCUCCUGGGGUCUCUGAGCACACUUCGAGGGCUGACUCUAGCAAGGGGCUCCUGGAAAGACCCUCAUCUGCCAGCACCGUGACGACCACCAAGUCCAAGCUCCCUAUGGUUGUGUGACUUCUCAUCCCUGAGGGCGGUAAGGGGGAAUAUCAGUAAUUAAAGUCUGCGGGUACCAUA